AUGAACGAAUACCAUGCCGAUUUCGAUGCGUUUCUCGGCCCGGGGCAUGCUGUCUUGUUCACUUUACCGUUUAACGAGAAUAAGAGGCGGAGGUUGGUGUUAGAUCACCAAAUCACGAUAUACUAUCAAGACUGGGACGAAAGACCAACCAAGACCAAUCAAUCCAUUCAGCAUGCUGUAGAAGCCUGCCACGGUAUGCGAGUGCCUUACAACCUAUGCGGAGACUAUGUUGCGAUGAGUGGAAGGUGCGGGGACCCAUCAUCUGAAUACCUUGAUAUAGACUGUGCCGACUUUCGACACAUCCUGGACUACUUCAGCACUUAUUUCGAUGAAACAAUCCGCGAGACAACUAGUGGUGCCUCUGUGAGGGCUGUUCGAAUUAGCUGUCCCCUUGAGCAGAAGCUCAAGAGCUGUGAACAGUUCCAAUCAGUGGUUGUCGAUCGUGAUUUCCCAAGCACUAAGAUGGUUUCGGGCCUGUCUAUGGCAUUUGAAGAUCCGAUGUGA
Penicillium hordei is the source of this 504-nucleotide messenger RNA. RefSeq lists its product as uncharacterized. The coding region runs from base 1 to 504 and encodes 167 amino acids. The transcript has a single exon. The record is from RefSeq and is a predicted model, not a curated record. NCBI's taxonomy places the organism in Eukaryota, Fungi, Ascomycota, Eurotiomycetes, Eurotiales, Aspergillaceae.